AUGGAUGGUGGCGGACGACAUAGUAGCAGUCGAAGCAGAGAAAGAAGACGCAAGGACAAGUAUGAAAAAUAUGAUUACUCAGCAAAGAGUAGUUCCCAGAAAAAACUCGACUCUGAAAAAGCGGGUGCACUUGAGAAAAGUUCAUUUUAUUUUGGAGAGAAAUCCCAUAAAUACGGUUACAAAGAAAUGAUGAGUUCUACCACAGAAAGGAGAUCGGACGACUCUAGAUUUUCCACCCUGGUACGAAAAGUGACUCAAGAUGAUGAUCUGGACAGGAGGUUCACCGCAGUGGAUAACCUCAAGGAAUACUUAACCAUCAAAGAUAACUAUCUGACGAUUUGUGACAUGGCCGAUAAAGUUAUUUUAAAACUGCAAAAUGUCUUUUAUGAAAGAAUUUCCAGAGAUUUCAAAAUUGAGGUCGCUAACUGCAUUGGGUCCAUCUGUUUCAUUUACACUCAGCUCUAUGCAACCAGUAAAUUUUUUGACUGGUUGUUUCCGAAAUUGCAAACAGAUGAUGCCAACAUUUUCUAUCUGCACUCAAUAAUUCAGGCACUAAAGUUAGACUGCAAUUCAGAUGUCUUCAAAACUUUCAUGCACCUCAUAGUCACCAGAUGUCAGUCCAUCCUGGAAAGUGUAGAACUGCCAGAACAUUUAGAAGUUAUCAUAAACAUCAUGGUCGUAAUCUCAAAAUUGUACCCAGCUUCGUUUAAAAAAUGUUUCAGGGACACAGUGGAUGUGUUGGUCGGCUGGCACAUUGACACAACGCAGAAGGAAUCUGUAACUCAUUUCAUCUCCACUUCCCUCAUGUCAUUUCAAACUUUUUGGAGCACUGAUCUGACAUUUACAUUCCACCUUCUAAACCAGUUUUUAGAAGACAUGGAAACUUACAUCAACGAUUUAAACACUAAACCUAGCAAUGAAUUAUUAGUAAGUAAGACAGCUGCCCUAUUUCAAGUUUUCACCACUGUUGUCGUCUGCCUUGGAGAUGCCUCUCCAGUUGAAAAUCAAUAUCUUCUAGAAAAAUUUGAACGACUGCUUGCCUGUUCUAAAAAUUUCAUUGAUGAACACCGAGAUGAAAAAACUCUUUUACUGGCCAACAAAUGCAUCAAUGCCAUUAUCAUCAAACUUGGUGCCAUGGAUUGCCCCCACCAGAACACCACCCUGUUUGACUACAUCUCAAGUCAGUACCUCAGAGAUAAAGUAUGCGAUUUUGAUUACGUCGAAUCAUUACUUCUCAUAACUGGAGUAGUCCUUGACAUCUUGAAUACUAAAAUACCUGUUGAGUUUGUACUGAAAAUUCUCUCAGAAAAAUCUCAACUGCCUAAUCUUACACUAAUUAUCCCCAGAAAGCUUAUGAAAAACCUUCUAACUACCUACCAAUCGCUAACAAUGCUUAAGAGUUUACCAUUAUUAUCAGAGUCCUAUAAAUUAAUUCUCUGCCAACUGGAGAGAGCUUACAACGUUUUAAUGCUAGAAAUGCAGAGGAACAGCGCCACUAAUAACAAUUCUACUCUCUCCAAUGAGACUAUCACAUCUGGUGGUGAUAGUGAUGAUGAUAGUGGCGGCGAUGAUGAUGAUAACGAUGUUUCUUUAGAAAAUUUUGAUCUGAAAUGCUUGUUGAUAGAGGGAUAUCGUAACCCAUUCAAUGAUGCCGAGUAUACAGAGAGCCAGGCUGAAUCGAUCCUCUUGUUUGAUGUCUGUGUUCUCGUCGAGAUUGCUAACGCUAAGGGAAACCUCUUCGCAAUGUAUGCCCUUUCUCCAAGCAUAUUCUCUCUCUUUUCUGAAAAGUUGAACAUAAUGAGCGAGAUGCUGAUGGAGUAUUACCCUGUUGUUCAUAAUGCUAUUUUGAAAGCACUACACAACCACUUUGCGUUGUGCAGCAAGUUGAUAGCACAGGCGACGAACGAGAUCAACAACACGACGUUCGAUGACAACCUGACAAUCAUUUUCAACAUCGUGGCCUUCCUACUUAACAGUAAUGCGGUUCAACACGAUAGCAGAUGUUUGCUGUUGAAAUGGUCUCUGGAGCUGAUUGAGCAGUUCAAUCAGACAAGGGUAAUGUAUAGUAAUGGAAUAUUUUUGCAGUUCUUAAGUGCUGUGAUCGAAAACGGAUUCAAUCCCGAUCAUGAGAUCAGCUUAGCCUGUUACGUCUGCCUGAGUUCGUUCUUCCAGCACUGCCAAGAGUUUAACAGCUACACAGUUUACGUUGCUCUGGAGCUAGUCAACUACUUAUUCCUGAAUGUCAUGCAAAUGAAUGCCUCGAGAGUCGCCAGACACAACAAGACAAACAACGAUCUUACGCUGUCGAAUCUUAAACAAAACGCUGUCGGCUGUAGUAGUAGCAGCAGCAACAACAGCAGCUGCAACAAGAUUAAAAAUAAUGGCGUCAUCAACUACACAAGCAGUGGCAACAGUAGCUACAGAAACAUAACGAGACUACUGCAUAGGUACAUCAUGUCUAAUGAUGUUUGUGAAAAGUUCAACGCCGUCAACUUCGUUGUCAUCGCGUCGUUCAUCCUCACACAAGGUCACAUCACUAAAAAUGACCUUCCCUUCGAUUGGCUAGAGCGGCAGUAUUUUAUGUGUCUCACCAACCAAUCAGAGACAAGUAUUCUGGAGGGGGGUGGGGACAAAGUCGACCUUAGAGAGAUGAUGUCGUCGGUUGUCAGCAGCAAUAUGGACCUCCAGUGGCGUUGGGCGGCUUGGUACGCAUCGAAGUUCUGCGUGGAUUCUCGCUUGAAGACGCCACUCGGCUCCAAACCACAAGAUACAUUCCUCGCCAUUGAGAACACUAUAAAGUAUUAUCUGACGCCGUAUUUCUCGUCAUCGCUGGUGCCGACUGCAGCGUCUGUUAGCGCCGAACAGUCGAAGGACUCGAUGACAAAGUUGAGAUUGUUGUUGAUGUUUGCUGAAUACUUGGAGAGGCAUUUGUACAACGCCGUAGAAGGAUGCGCUGUUGCCAUGCAACCGCCUAACAAGUUUGUCCGGUCCUUCUUCAGAACCAACUGGGCGACCUGUAGGGAGUGGCUUAACAGGAUUCGCAUGCCAAUCAUCAUCAUUUCCCACUGCCUCGACCAAUCAGAGCAGGUGGUUAGGUACUCGUAUGAACUACUUAACGAGGUCAAGGAGGGCACAACUGUCUGCUCGAGUGCUGAUGUACUCAAAAUGCUCACGAUUCUUUUGAAUUCGUUAAUCAACUUGAAAUCGCCCGACGCCAUUCAGGGCUUGUGGGCUUGGUCGCUGGAUCGGUGGACCAAUCAGAAUUUUGAUUGGAUGAGGCACGCUGCCGAUGUGGCUCGCGGGAAAAUUGAAAAUUCGGUGGCCGGCUUCAAAUCCUGCUACAAAAAGUUAACCACCUCACCCGCGUUGGAGAAAGUGGGUGACGAAAAUAACAACAACAACAAUAAUAAUAAUAAUAAUAAUAAUAGCGAAGGAGAUGAGGGCAGGCAAUCUGCAGAGCCAGUUGUCUUGGAAUUCAUCGAGAGGCAGAUUUUAAACAACUACCUGAAGUUAGCCGACUACAGGGAGGCACUGAGGUGGAGCGCGUUCGCUCGCAAGACAAGAAAUCUCAGCGUGAAUGAUGGCGACGAUGACGUCAUUUGUGAUAAGAACGACGACGAUGAUGGUGAUGAGGAUGGGAUGACGUCAUCGUCUGCGUCAUCGCCCUCCUCCUCCUCCUCAUCAACGUUUUUCUUCGACGCCGACAAUCACAGAUUCGUCACGAACUUGAAACAUUUCAAUGAGUUUGAAUUUGAUUACAUCAAAUGCAAAACUAAAGACAGCGAUGGUGGUCGCGGUGGUAGCAACAACAACAACAACAAAAAUAAUAAUAAUAAUAAUAAUGAGGACGACGGAGGUGAAGAUGAAGAAGAUGGUUAUAAAAAUGUCUUUUCGGACGUGACUUUUAAGCAAAGCUGGGAUGUGAAUUAUAUCCUAAAUAAAAUGGAAGAUGCGUUCAUCACGGCAGUGGCCGAGUUAUUCAACAACGCCACUACUACAACUGCUGCCACUAACGCUGCCACUGCCGCAUCUACUACUACUACAACUACUGCUGCUGCUGUUGCUGCUAACAAAAACAACAGCAGCGUCGUUAUCAAUAGUAAGAAUGGUAGUAUUCUUAAUAAAAGUACCAUCGGUAGUAGUAAAAGUGAUGCCAAUGCCGAUGGAGCUUUUGUCAAAUCAAUCAGAAAAUGUCAUAGGACAUUAGCAAGAUGCCUGAAGGUGUGCCAGCACAUACUGACAACAACAACUCACUGCCGACCACUACUCUUCAAUCAGCGAGCCUACCUUCUAUGCAACAAAAUCAACCUACUAACUCAAAAUUUUGACAAUUUCUACAACAAUAACAACAACAAUAACAGCAAUAACAACAAUAACAGUAAUAAGUUUUGCCUAAACUCUUGGCCUAAUGGAAUUUUGGUGGAUGAUUGCUGUCGAACUAGUAACUGCAAUAUUGAUGGAUUGUUGGGUGUUCUGCAGCACUAUGAACUUCAGCAGAAGAUUGAGAAUCUUUUAUCUUCCGGGGUCCAUAAUAAUAAUAAUAAUAAUAAUAAUAAUAAUAAUAAUAAUAAUAAUAAUAAUGGUGGUGGAAGUAACGCUACUUCUAAAUUGUUAGAAAAAAAGAUUCCUCCUUUCUUCCCAGAUCUAACCAGCCAGGUAUCAGCACUAAGAUUGGACACCAUCAAAAAUGCAGGUCGCCAUGCCAACCACAAACUUUGCAAAAACCUUCUUCUAAACCAAAUGCAGCAUCUUUUUCCCGCCAUAACAACGAUUCCCGCCAAAACGAAACCUCCCGCCAGUUUUGCCGAUAAAAAUAGAGAUGGACCGUUAUCAACGUUGUUGUGUGAAUUGAAAUCUUUGAAUUCUGCCAGUUUGAUUAAUUCGCCUGCUCUUCUUUUGAACAUGGAAAGACAGACAGCUAAGUUGUUAUACAACCAAGGUAGAAUGCAAGAGGGUAUCAACAUAUUCGCGUCGUCAAUAACCUUUGCUCUAAACUUCUUAAAAAACAACAACGCGACGACAUCGGCGACAACCACUUCAGCGACAACAGCUUCUGAAAUCCAAAAGUUAGCCGUCACUAAUAUGGCCACUGAGUUGAUUUCGAAGUCCGUAAAUACAAUGGUCUCGUGGCUGGUGUCCGAGAAUAAGUCGAUAUUAAAAGAAAAUUUUAUGUUUUCUUCGUUGACGUCAUUUCUGGUGUCCUCCUCAUCAUCCUUUCCGACGUCUUUGACCUCUUCGGAAGUCGGAAAUAGUUUGAUCGGAAGUAUGAAGAGUCUGAUGUCGAGCAUAUCCUGCUCGCAAUCCACUUUUCCUCAGUGGGGUUCCAUUUCAGAUUCGGAUAACAUGUCUGAGUUGGAUCUGCUGAUAAAAAACCUCCUAACAUUUAGCACGACGCAGUGCCCUACCCUCGCCAAGUCCUGGCUCUACCUAGCUAACUGUGAUGAAAAUUUUGACUUGACUCCAAAUGAGAAGUUUUCAUUGGUCCACCUGAUGCCAGCCGGUUAUGAUAAGGACCAAUUAGAUCGCGUUGCUAAAAUUAUCUCGAAGGUUCAUAGGCAGGAGGGUGUGGCCGAUAAUGAUGACGACAUCAGUAUUGAGUUGUCAAGGACACGUCUAGAAGAUGAAUUGGAAUCAGUGAAGCGACAAUUGCUGACGUCAUUUCCGCCUCUGGCUCACCAUCCGGAUAAGACUAAUUCCCUGGUUAAUCUAUGGAAAUCCGUGGUGAACAGGGUCUACCACCAUUACAAAGUAGCAGCCGUCAGCUACUUCAAGUACCUCAAACUCAAUGGCACGAACAGUCAAAAGUUGAACAGCGAGCACAACACGAUGGCUACGUUGAGGCUGUUGAGACUGCUGGUCAAACAUUCGUGGGAACUUAGGGAUGUGUUGGAGGAGCGGCUGGCCCUCAGUGUCACUGGGCCCUGGAAAGGAAUCAUCCCCCAACUGUUUUCCCGCCUGAAUCACCCGGAGCCCUACGUACGUCAGAGCGUGACGGACUUACUGUGCAGGAUAGCCCUGGAGUGCCCCCAUCAAAUCGUCUACCCCACCGUCGUGGGGUACACUUCUUUAACCGGAAGUGGCAGUGCAGGGGGUGGAGCCGCUAAAGUUGGAAGUAACAUCGGAUUUAAGAGUGCUGGAUUGCUGACUGCCUACAUCAACAAGCACAAACCUCGAAAAGAUGACGAAGACGACGAUGAUGAUGAUGACGUUGAUGAUGAUGAUGAUGAUGCUAGUUGCUUAAGAGCUGACAAUGACAGUGAUGAACUUGGAGAGGCCAGUAACUGUUUUUCGAUAAUUUUGGACACGCUAGUUAAAUCCAACGGCAGAAUGGUAAAUGAAGUUAGCCUACUGGUAAAUGAACUUCGUCGUAUAACAAUUCUCUGGGAUGAACUCUGGCUCGGCGCACUGACCCAGAUUCGCAGUGACCUCAGUAAGCGGGUCAAACACCUGGACUUUGAAAUUAAGAAAUUAUUAUGUAGCGCUUCAUUGACCUCCGAGGAAAGAGAGAUGGCCGUCGUGAAGAAAUAUGAAACCGUUCUCAAGCCGAUCGUCUACCAGUUGGAGAAACUGGUGGAGAUCACGAGACAGCCUGCCGAGUCGAACCACGAAAAGUGGUUCCAGGAGAAUCUGGGGCACCAGAUAAAGUCGGCGCUUAAUGCCAUCAAGAGGCCAUCGAACGCUAAGAACCCCGAAGUGGCUUGGACCAUUUUCAAGCAGUACUACAGCAUCAUCGUCAUCACCAGUAAAAUUUUCAUCAUAAUCACCAUAAGCUCCACCAAGCGAUACACCAAAAGGUAUCCGUACUUGUUCAAAGGGUUGGAGGAUUUGCACCUGGAUGAGAGGAUCAUGCAGUUUUUAUCGAUCGUUAAUAACAUCCACAAGGGGGUGGUCUAUAGGGCUCGCCACUACUCCGUCACCCCACUAGGGACCCGUUCAGGGCUGAUCCAGUGGGUCGAGGGGGCCACACCGAUGUUCUCAAUCUACAAAAAGUGGCUACAUAGGGAAGCGACCGCCGCCCAGCUUAAAAAUACGAUGGCCAACCAGCCAACGACCAAUCAGACGAUGGCCAACCAGUCAACAACCAAUCAGGCUGUCGGUGUUGUCAUACCAAGACCGGCUGAACUCUUCUACAAUAAGUUGACUCCUCUCUUGAAAGAGAAAGGCAUCAGUAUGGAACAGCGUAGUGAAUGGCCGUCAUCAAUUUUGAAGAGGGUGUUGACAGAAUUAAUUAAAGAGACGCCCAAAGAUUUGCUAUCCAAAGAAUUGUGGUGUAGUAGUAACUCGCCAGCUGAUUGGUGGCAGAUCAACCAAUCGUACGCGAGGUCAACAGCUGUGAUGUCUAUGAUUGGCUACAUCAUUGGCCUAGGUGACAGGCAUCUGGAUAAUCUACUCAUUGAUUUGAACACCGGAGAAAUUGUGCACAUCGACUACAACGUGUGUUUCGAGAAGGGUAGGUCGCUGAAGGUCCCUGAGAAUGUACCUUUCAGGAUGACGCAAAACAUUCAACAUGCGCUCGGCCUCACUGGCAUUGAGGGCACAUUUAGAAUGAGUUGUGAGCUGGUCAUUCGAACGAUGCGAAAAAAUCGCGAAACGUUACUAACUCUACUAGAAGCCUUCGUCUACGAUCCGCUAGUUGAUUGGACGGUGGCCAGCCAAUGGGGUUUCGCCGCAGCAUUCUAUGGCGGGAAUCAUCAUUUGGCGACCAAUAAAGAUGGACAGAAGAAGUUAGAGGAGGAGAUAACUUUUGAUACGUUCUGUCUGCAGAUGAUGGAGAUCAAAAGUGAUUGGCUGAAGAAUAGGGAUAAUCUGAGCGAUGGCAUUGAGAACUUGAAACAGUGUAUAAUAAAAGUGAGGGACCUAACCUACCUUCUUAAUGAAGACAAAAUAUUCUUGAAAGAGCUGGAAAGCCUCUCAGAUUACUUGAAGGCUGGUUUGGAGCAGGGGAAAGGCAGCUGCAGAGAUGCAGAUGACGGUGAUGAUAAAGAUGAUGAUGAAGGCAAAGGGGGGAAUCAUUGCAAAGAUUCGCCCCUUCGUACUAUUCAAAAAAGAUACAUGUGUCAGCUACAAUUGGAAUCAUGUAAAAAUAUGCUGGUCGGGAAGAUCAACAGUUUCAAAGAAAACAUCGUCAAAAUUAUGGCCAUUUUUAAGAAUACGUCAAACGCCCUGAGAAAUUUGACCUCUUUAAAUUUGGGUCAAAACUUUUUGCGGGCUGCUGACCUCCUUAACGUCAAGGAGGUGUCCAAAUCUGUCCUGGAGUUUCUACAAAAUGCCGGGCAAGGGAGUUUAAUUGUCCAGUGUGAAUCAUAUCACUCGGAACUUCGCAACAGCCUGGUGGGACAUCAGGCCUGUCUGAGAGAGACACUCAAUCUACUUGAUAAGUAUCAUGUUUUUUAUAGCCAGCUACCGGCUUGUUUGCUGAAUGUUCAAGCUCUGGAGUCGUAUAAACGUGGUUUAGAACUGCUUUCGAAACAGGGCCUAACUAGAGACAGCAUCAACCAAGUUAGAGACAUGGAGCGCCGGGUCGUGACGUCAUCUGAGAGAGUUACCAAAGACAUUGAAUCUGCUAUUGAGAGGGCCCAUGUCGAUUAUGUUAGAGCUAAGGAAAGAUAUGAUAGCGAACGCCAGGUGGCAGACCAAGUAAGCCUUAAGAACCAGCAAAGAAAUGUCCAACUGCUGUUGGAUGCAAUCAUUGCAGAUAACGACAGUAAUAAUAGUGAUCGGGCGGCAACAUUCGCCUCGCUGCUGCUGAGCUCCUACCGAUCAAUGCUUAGUACAUCGCGGGCCGAGAUGAAAUUUAUGGGUGAAACAGUCGGCAAAAAUAACGACGACGAUGAUGGUGAUAAGAAGAGUUAUGAUAAUGAUGGCGGCCAUGGUGAUGGUGAUGGUGGUGAUUAUGAUGAUGAUGUGGCUACAAAUGAUUACUUCAUCAACGAGUGCAUCCAUCCGAGUGCCAUCAUCAAACUGUCAGCUGCCCUCAAUAAGAGCGACGAACGUUUCAAGGAACUUUCAGAAGUUUCAGAUCUGCACGUCAGAGUUAUGAAGACACUCAUCGCAUUGCCCCAGAAGACCAUUCAGCCCAUUGUGACGUCCAUCCAAUCAGCGUCCAGGUACGAAGUCACGUGUCUCGAUCACGUGAUCGUCACCAUGGAAUCCAUGGUGACCAGGGAUGUGCUGGGUUUUACCGAAAAAAGUUAUGAUGAUGAUGAUGGAGGUGCUGGUGAUGUUGACGUUUUACAAAAAGUCCUUGCGGAAAUGGAUGAUCAUGUGAUCACUUCCGGCAGCGCUGAUGGUAGUAAUGAUGGUGGAAAGAUGAAACGGCUUCAGCAGGAAGAGGGGCAGAUCAGCCUGAAAAGUUUUGCUUGCUCUAAUGCCUGUCAUACAUUUGAGAGAUCGAGGUCAUUCAACAGCGAAACAAUGGAGUGCUGGAUGUUCAUUGAGCUGUUUCAAUGUUUCUUACACGUCUUGAAAUCCCUGAAGAAAUCGAGGAAAGAUAAUGCUCCUGGUAAGGAUAGUAGAAAAGCGGAUGAUGGUCAUGAUGAUGAUGGUGGUGAGGCUCAUGGUGAUGAUGAUAAUGAUGAUACUUUGGUCUCCAUUGAUGAGGUGAUUAAGAAACCAGCAUCAUCUUUCAUCCGGAAGUUCAUUAAACUCCACCUCCUGGGCAGGUCGACACAACUUCAGGCCCAGACAAUGGACCGCCUCCUCUCCUACCUAGCUAGCGAUAAGAUCGCCGGACUCAACGAGGCUGUUUGCAACAUCACUCCCGAUUGGCUGAAUUCAAAUUUGAUUGACGUCUAUCUGUCCAAUGGGGUCUUCACGCUUGAACGGUUAAGAUCGAUAGAAUGUGAUCUGAAUGCGUUUGUUCAGCGCUACAAAAGCUUAGAAAGAUCGAGGCAAAACUACAACCACGUGGAGUCGCUGCGAGCCAUACAGCAACAAAAACAACAACAUCUUCUAUCGCUUGUGUGGCUCAAUAAUAACGCAACAACAACAGCAGCAGCAGUGACUACAACUACUACAAAACUGAAACAGAAUCUAAUUCAAGAUCUGGCUAGUUUUAUCACUGCUAAUGACAUCUCGUCUUCAUUAUCGUCAUCAUUACCAUCGUCGUCUUCUUCAUCACCGCAAAUCUACACUCGAAAAUUUCUGGCAGAAGAACUUAGAAAGGCUCUUCUGACAUUGGCCAAUCACAUGUCUGAAAAAUUAAGCCCCGCCCACUCAGGCUAUCAGCAUGUCAGUCGAGCCAUAGUUCAGAGGUUAAAGUGGUCGGCUGGCGUCAAUCAAAAUUUUGCAACGCUGCAACAACAAUUUCAACUUAAUGUCCUCAGUAAUGAUCUUCUUGUUCAGCCAAUCAUAUCAAGCAAUCCAUUUGCCAUCAACCAAUCGAAUCACGCCAUUCAUCAAUCAAACCGCGCCAUCAGUCCAUUUAUAAAAGUUACAAAGGCGACCGAAAAUCUCAUUCGAUUGGGUAGAAGUGUUUAUCAAAUGGAGAUAAUGAAGAUGACGAGGAGGAGAAAUAAGAGAGAGAUAUUGAUGGAGAAAGAAAGAUUGAAUUUUCUUGAUGAAGUUGCUGACUUCAUUUAUCAAUGCGAGAGAUGUUGCAGCUUGUUGGAGAACAACGACGCCAACAGACUGUCACCUGUCGAGAUGAUGCUGAUGAAUGAUGAAGAUCUCACACAUCCUGUCGGGAUAACGGAUACCUGGAUAGCCAGCUCCCUCGACGCUACGAACCACAAAUCAGUGAUGGCUGACGAACGAAUGAAUUCCCGUAGGAGAGAUCUUAAAGAAGCCGGGACGAAAACGUACAAGCAGCUGAACGAGUUGAAGGGUGUCGUGUUGACGCAUUACAACAUGCUCAGUGAAAUGAAACAUCUAUUGAGAUCCAUGGCGAUUCAACAGUCCGGCAACAAAAUAUUCAACUACCUGCAACAACACAAAAACUUCUCAGACUUGUUCAACGUUACCAUGGAGAGGGUUAAUGAAGUUAGCAACGACGAUGACGUCACGGAUUUGACCUCGUUUUCUGACGUAAUUCGGUCACUCAAUGAGGUCAAGCUGUUUAUUCCAAGAAUAUUCGACGACCUACUGUCGAUCGCAAGACCUUCCACACCAAUCGACGACGGGGCUUCCAAAAUUAACCACGCCCACAACAAGAAAAGCAAGAAAAAUAAUGAUAACAAUAAAAAUUGUAGUAAUAAUAACAAAAAUAAUAAUAUCAAGACUCUUGCCGUUGCUGCUGCUACUACAACUGCUAGUAACACUACAAGCAGCAGUAAUGUGGUCGCCAAGAAAUCUAAGCAACAACAACAUCAACAACAACCGCAACGACCAGACAUCAAGCCUGAGAAGAUCAUCAGAGAUCCCAAAACAGGCAAAGCAAUGCAAGAGAAGAACUGCUUCGGGGUUGCCGUCUGGAGGAGGGUGAAGGACAAACUGGACGGCAGAGAUGUGGACGGGAAGGGGAGAAUUAGCGUGGCCGAACAGGUGGAUGCAGUCUUGAAGGAAGCCACCGAUAUCGACAACCUAGCCCUACUUUACGAAGGGUGGACGCCCUGGGUUUGAAAAAAUCGACCGACCUUACCGAACCGAUUGAUCUCUCGGACCGAAAUUGAAUAAUUUUCGGUUCAUUUACUUACUAAGAUCGAUUAUAUUCGUUUUUUUGUAAAAUCGACUAACCGAUGGGAUAGUAUUUGAUUGGAUGAUCGACUGAUUAACUGAAAGAAUGAAUGAAUAAACGAACGAAUGACUGAAUGAACAAAUG
This is a messenger RNA of Helobdella robusta, 11758 nucleotides long. RefSeq lists its product as hypothetical. NCBI's taxonomy places the organism in Eukaryota, Metazoa, Annelida, Clitellata, Rhynchobdellida, Glossiphoniidae. Gene Ontology annotation, cellular component: TORC2 complex; TORC1 complex; nucleus. Gene Ontology annotation, biological process: phosphorylation; nuclear-transcribed mRNA catabolic process, nonsense-mediated decay; TOR signaling. The record is from RefSeq and is a predicted model, not a curated record. The transcript has 54 exons. Bases 1 to 11559 code for a protein of 3852 amino acids. Gene Ontology annotation, molecular function: protein binding; protein serine/threonine kinase activity.